Molecule: messenger RNA, 2148 nt
Organism: Hemiscyllium ocellatum (epaulette shark)
Lineage: Eukaryota; Metazoa; Chordata; Chondrichthyes; Orectolobiformes; Hemiscylliidae
Product: cation channel sperm-associated auxiliary subunit gamma-like
Exons: 20
Coding region: 1-2148 (715 amino acids)
Cellular component (GO): sperm principal piece; motile cilium; CatSper complex
Source: RefSeq, a predicted model, not a curated record
AUGGCGCAGGUUGUAGAAAUUGGAAAUUUAAUUUCAGUCCCCAAUCCAUCAAGUCCUCUCUGGUAUUUAUCUGAAAAUAGUCCAGUUCUGAUACUCGGAGGAAUUACUGAUCGCAAGGUGGUCCUCUUAUCUACCAGUGAAUUUGACGAUUUUACUAUUUUGGAGGUAAGCAUUGACAGUUGUUGGAUCGGCUCUCUUAGCUGUCCUCAGGGAGUGUACUCUGCAACUGUGUAUGAUGCCAUUGCGACAGAAAGUAUGCUGUUCAUUCGGCAGAAUCAGCUAAUGUAUUACUUCAAAGGAAAUUUUAACUUACUUCUCCUGCACACUCCUCCUACUACGCAUUGGCAUCGUGUAUUAAGUUCUGUCUGUGUGGAAAGACUGAUUCCAGUGUACCUUACUGUGAAUAACGAAGAAAAACUGUUUGUAAUUGGAGGAGGCAAGCAAAAGGCAUUGACCUUCAUUGGCACUAUUCGAGGAUCACCCCUCAUGCAUCCAGCAGAGUUGCUAAUGGAGAGAAGACUUUGCACCAAAUUAAAUCUGAUCUUCCCAGAUCUGGGUUACAAUCUUGGUGCAACGUGGCUUGCUGUGCCAGGGGUUCCAAGUUACUCCCUUAUUCGCUACUUUAUAACUUCUUGGAAUGGAGAUUUUGCCUUUGUGACUGAUGUUGAAGAGAUUGUCUACGCAGUUGUUCCAAAUGGCACUUCAAAAAUCUUUAAACGGGCAAUCCCAGUGGAAGAAUUGUUAUCUUAUCUGGAGUUCUUUAAUAUUCCUUACAAUACUGAGGACUCUAAGAGCAAUGGCAUCUCAUUUUUAGAUAACUGUCCUUUUGGAGUAAUGUGGAUCAAAACAUUAGCUCCGCCCUUAUUUUACAACCGAAUACAGCACUACAUAGCAAAGCCACCUUGGAUCUUUUCUGAAGCUGGAUUGUAUAAUGAGCUGUCACUGACUGUCUACCAAGGCCUGGUCCAUGGACUGCUGUGGCUGCAUUCUACCUACUAUAGGCCAUAUGCAGAUCCAGUUCAUGAUCCAACAUGGAGAUGGUGGAAAAAUUCACUGAAAGCCCAGCAUUACUACUUCUAUCUGGCCAGUAACAAACUUUCUAAAGGUGGAUUCUACGUGGAAGCAUAUGAUUACCGGAAGCACUACGAUGCCAAUAUCAAUGAUCCUUUGCCUUCUGUCAUUUAUCUGGAUAAAAGCAGCUCAUAUGAAUUCAUUGUCUACCUGACUGUGAGCAAUGGAAAAUCUAGUGUUGAAUAUGAUAUCAAUCAGGUAUGGAUGGCAACACAUGUUUCCUCCCCACAAUAUAUUCUGGUAAAUCUAGAGAGGAAGGAAAUAGUACAUCGAGGCAGCCUAAUGUAUAAGGUCACAGUGAAAGAUCGAGAAUACUAUGCCAAACAGAGUUUGUCAGGUGAAAACCUGGUGGUUCUUACAGUUACAAUAAAGGUGGUGAAUUCUGACCUUGUUUGUUUCCAAGAGUUUAAUAAUAACAUUGUAAUGCAGGGUGGUGCACUUCUGAAAGUCUAUGUAGGAUGUCCACCUGGAAACAGGCUUGCUUUUGAUAUUUCCUACACGCUUCAAUACAGUACCCAGAAAAAUAACAUAUACUUUGACUGCAUCGAGCCUAACGUAGAAAUUCCAUGCUUCUAUUAUGAAAUCCCAUUUUACCCAUUUUUUUUGAUUCAAGACAUGGUGACUGGAAAAUCGGACCGGUUUUGGGGCAAAUAUACAUUUAAAGUUAUUGGAGGUGGACCAUACACAGAAAGUAAUAUCAGAAUGUUCAGUGAAGAAGAAAUUUUAAUGUUUAACUCAUUGAAUUACAGAUGGAUUUGCCAGAAGUACUCUCCUUGCAGUGAUGUACCGGCAGAUGGGCUAAAAGGUCCAGAAUAUUUUUUGGUUAUUGAGGUGUCUAAUAGGGGAAUUGAUACAAGCACAUACUGCGACUACAGACUUGAAUUUUUAAUUCAUUUACAUGGAUUGCCCCUCAAUCCUUACCGAGGACUUGUCCUCAUGCUUACAACAUUGUCCAUACUUUGGUUUAUACUGUCUUCCUUCAUUAUCCUUCGCUGCUAUCUAAAUUGGUUUGAAAAGAGAGUGAAAUUGUCAUCAGCUGCCGAUCCAAUGGUCCUGCCUAGUCGCAUAGGUAUGUAA